Molecule: messenger RNA, 1154 nt
Organism: Hippopotamus amphibius kiboko
Lineage: Eukaryota; Metazoa; Chordata; Mammalia; Artiodactyla; Hippopotamidae
Gene: MED7
Product: mediator complex subunit 7
Exons: 2
Coding region: 78-779 (233 amino acids)
Biological process (GO): regulation of transcription by RNA polymerase II
Cellular component (GO): mediator complex
Molecular function (GO): transcription coregulator activity
Source: RefSeq, a predicted model, not a curated record
CGGAAGUUGGAGUUCAGCUGCGGUGGUAAAGGCGGCUACCAGCGUGAACCCAGAGCUGAGGUUCUUGGUCUUCCACAAUGGGUGAGCCACAGCAAGUAAGCGCCCUCCCACCCCCUCCAAUGCAGUACAUCAAGGAGUAUACAGAUGAAAAUAUUCAGGAAGGCCUCGCUCCCAAGCCUCCACCUCCGAUAAAGGACAGUUACAUGAUGUUUGGCAACCAGUUCCAAUGUGAUGAUCUUAUCAUCCGCCCUUUAGAAAGUCAGGGUAUUGAACGGCUUCAUCCUAUGCAGUUUGAUCACAAGAAAGAACUGAGAAAACUCAAUAUGUCUAUCCUUAUUAAUUUCUUAGACCUCUUAGAUAUCUUGAUAAGGAGCCCCGGGAGUAUAAAACGAGAAGAGAAGCUAGAAGAUCUUAAGCUGCUUUUUGUGCAUGUGCAUCAUCUCAUAAAUGAAUACCGACCCCACCAAGCAAGAGAGACCUUGAGAGUCAUGAUGGAGGUGCAGAAACGUCAGCGCCUUGAGACAGCCGAGAGGUUUCAGAAGCAUCUGGAACGAGUCAUUGAGAUGAUUCAGAAUUGCUUGGCUUCUUUGCCUGAUGAUUUGCCCCAUUCGGAAGCAGGGAUGAAAGUAAAAACUGAACCAAUGGACGCCAAUGAUAACAGUAAUUGUGCUGGACAGGAUGAACAACAAAGAGAAAAUUCAGGUCAUAGGAGAGAUCAGAUUAUAGAGAAAGAUGCUGCCUUGUGUGUCCUAAUUGAUGAAAUGAAUGAAAGACCAUGAAGGAUGUUUCUUUUUCUUCUUUUUUUCCCCCCAGUAAAUAGCAUAUAUAUUAGUUAAUUCACUUUUAGAGAAUCUCAAAAGAGAUAUAACUAGAAGUCUUGCAAGCAGCAAGUGUCGAACUUUCUCGAUUGAGACGUCACAGGCAGUAAUUUCACUUUAUGGCAAGCAUGGGUAGAUGAGUGUGCCUACGUUAGGAGUAAUCACCUUAAAAAGCAGAGUGUUUGCAGCUAUUGUGUGGAACAUCCCUAUUUUUGAAGUUGCAGUAAACUUUGAAGAUACCUCAGUAAUAGCAGGUUUUCAUCCCUGAAAAGUAGAUUUGUCAUUUGCUUUAAGCAUGAUAGAUAAUAAAGGACAUCAAACUUUAUAAAUGUGAAA